Molecule: messenger RNA, 1905 nt
Organism: Enhydra lutris kenyoni (northern sea otter)
Lineage: Eukaryota; Metazoa; Chordata; Mammalia; Carnivora; Mustelidae
Product: ring finger protein 112
Biological process (GO): endoplasmic reticulum organization; protein homooligomerization
Molecular function (GO): metal ion binding; GTPase activity; GTP binding
Source: RefSeq, a predicted model, not a curated record
ACUCCCAGCCCCCCCAUGCCGAGGUCCGCCUUGUCAAUCAUCUCCUUUUGUCACCGGCUCAGCAAACAGGAGAGAAAACGGAGCUUCAUGGGAAGCAGUCGCAACAGUUGGUCCCACACGCCCUUCCCCAAGUUGGAGCUGGGCCUGGGGUCCCGGCCUGCGACGCCCCGGGAGCUUCCUGCCUGCUCCAUCUGCCUGGAGAGGCUGCGGGAACCCAUCUCGCUGGACUGCGGCCAUGACUUCUGCACGCGCUGCUUCAGCACACACCGCGUCCCCGGCUGCGAGCCGCCCUGCUGCCCCGAGUGCCGGAAAAUCUGCAAGCAGAAGCGGGGCCUCCGGAGUCUGGGGGAGAAGAUGAAGCUCCUGCCGCAGAGGCCUCUGCCCGCUGUGCUGCAGGAGACCUGUGCUGUGAGGGCCGAGCCACUGCUGCUGGUGCGAAUCAAUGCCUCGGGGGGCCUCAUCCUGAGGAUGGGGGCCAUCAACCGUUGCCUGAAGCACCCCCUGGCCAGGGACACCCCUGUCUGCCUCCUGGCUGUCCUGGGGGAGCAGCACUCAGGGAAGGCCUUCCUCCUCAACCACCUGCUCCGGGGCCUGCCCGGCCUGGAGUCAGGGGAGGGCGGCUGGCCAAGAGGAGGGGGGUCCCUGCAGGGAUUCAGGUGGGGUACCAAUAGCCUCAUGAGGGGCGUAUGGAUGUGGAGUCACCCCUUCCUGCUGGGGAAGGAGGGGAGGAAGGUGGCCGUGUUCCUGGUGGACACAGGGGACGCCAUGAGCCCAGAGCUGAGCAGAGAAACCAGGACCAAGCUCUGUGCCCUCACCACGAUGCUGAGCUCCUACCAGAUCCUCAACACCUCCCCGGAGCUGAAGGAUACAGACCUGGAAUAUUUGGAGAUGUUUGUCCGUGUGGCCGAGGUGAUGGGCAGGCAUUAUGGGAUGGUGCCAAUCCAGCACCUAGAUCUCUUAGUGCGUGACUCAUCCCACUCCAACAAGGCCGGGCUGGGCUGCGUGGGUGACAUCAUCCAGAAAUCCUCCGGCAAGUACCCCAAGGUUCAGGAGCUGCUCCAAGGGAGGCGAGCCCGCUGUUACCUCCUGCCCGCUCUGGGGCGGCAGUGGGCCAGCAAAGGACAUGGAAGCCCCGGCGACACAGAUGACGAUUUGGGCCACCUCUGUGCCUACGUGGCAGAUGUGCUGAGCGCAGCCCCCCAGCACGCCAAGAGCCGCUGCCAGGGCUACUGGAGCGAGGGCCGCCCGGUGGCCAGGGGGGACAGACGCCUGCUCACGGGGCAGCAGUUAGCUCAGGAAAUCAAGAACCUCUCGGGCUGGAUGGGGAGGACUGGGCCCGGGUUCGCCUCCGCAGACGAGAUGGCCGCCCAGCUGCACGACUUGAGGACGGUGGAAGCUGCCAAGAAGGAGUUCGAGGAGUACGUGCGGCAGCAGGACGUGGCCACCAAGCGCAUUUUCUCCGCGCUCCGGGUGCUGCCCGACACCAUGCGCAACCUCCUGGCCGCGCAGAAGGAUGCCAUCCUGGCCCGCCACGGGGCCGCCCUGCUGUGCAAGGGCAGAGAGCAGACCCUGGACGCCCUGGAGGCCGAGCUGCAGGCCGAGGCCAAGGUCUUCAUGGACUCGUACACCAUGCGCUUCUGUGGCCACCUGGCCGCCGUAGGGGGCGCCGUCGGGGCCGGGCUUAUGGGCCUGGCGGGUGGCGUGGUGGGCGCGGGCAUGGCCGCGGCCGCGCUGGCUGCCGAGGCCGGGAUGGUGGCGGCCGGAGCCGCGGUGGGGGCCACGGGGGCCGCCGUGGUCGGGGGCGGCGUGGGCGCUGGCUUGGCUGCCACUGUGGGCUGCAUGGAGAAGGAGGACGACGACAGGGUGCAGGAAGGGGACCGAGAGCCCCUGCUGCAGGAAGAGUGA